AUGAAGCACACUAAUUACUAUGAUGUUCUCGGUGUUGAAACGAGCGCCUCUGAAAGUGAAAUCAAAAAGGCAUACCGCAAGUUAGCAAUGAAAUAUCAUCCCGAUAAAAAUCCGGAUGAGAAGGCAUCUGAAAAAUUUAAAGAGAUUAGUCAUGCAUAUGAUGUUUUGAGUGAUCAAGAGAAACGUGAAUUAUAUGAUCAAUAUGGUGAGGAGGGAUUAUCUGGUGGAGGGGGUUCGAAUAUGUCACCCGAAGAAUUAUUUGCAAGCUUUUUCAGUUUUGGCGGAAUGGGAGGUGGUGGACCUUCCAGACAAAGGCGUGGAGAAGAUAUUAUUAAACCUUUCAACGUUACUUUGGAAGAUCUUUAUAAUGGAAAAACUACCAAAGUUUCCUUACAGAGAGACAUUGUUUGCCCAUCAUGUCACGGAAAAGGUAGUAAGAGUGGUGCCACUAGAAAAUGCCCUAGUUGUGAAGGACGCGGAGUUAAGGUCGCCAUGCGACAAAUCGGUCCUGGCAUGAUUCAAAGGAUUAACACGGUUUGUCCUAGCUGCGAUGGUGAAGGAGAAGUAAUUAGGGAAAAAGAUAGAUGCAAAAAAUGUAAAGGUGUUAAGACCAUAGAAGAAAAAAAAAUAUUGGACAUUUUUAUUGAGAAAGGUAUGCAAAACAAUCAAAAAAUCAUUAUGCAAGGUGAAGCUGAUCAAGAGGUAUUAUACGAACUCAAACCCGGUGUUGAGACUGGUGAUGUAAUUCUUGUCCUCAAACUAGCACAACAUGAAAGAUUUGAGCGACAGGGUAAUGAUUUACUAACAGAAGUUAGUAUCUCAAUUACUGAGGCGCUUUGUGGGUUUUCAAAGGUUCUUGUAAAACACUUGGAUGGGCGUGGGUUGGUUAUAAAUCAUCCUGCUGGGGAAGUGAUAAAACCUGGUGCUGUAAAAUGCAUAGUAGGUGAGGGCAUGCCACAAUAUAAACGACCGUUCGACAAAGGUAACUUGUAUAUUAAGUUCACCAUAGAAUUUCCAACCGACAUGUGGAUUACUCCGGAUAAAAUCAAGCAAUUAGAAACGCUUUUACCAAGCAGAAAAGUAGAAGAAGUUUCACGUCCGGAUGUCAUUGACGAAGUGCACUUGACCGAAGGAGACUUUAGCGAGUAUGGUAACAAGAAAGCUAAAGUACAAGAACUAUACAAAAAUAGGUUUGGAAAACGGGCUACACAUCAAACGCUUGCAUCUGCAGGCUUCGAAAAGAGUUCAAGAAUCAGCGGAGAUGUGCUUGCUGAUGUUUUAAAAGAGUAUUUAAUGUUUUUAGGAAAAUCUGCUCAAGAAGCCGCAACGAAUGCUGGUAGGACUAAAGUUAAUACCACCGACGUCUUGGUAGCCUUUGAAGACCUUGGUAUAAACUUGGAGGAGUUGAGGGAAUGGUCAAAAACCGAAGGGAAAGUUCUUGGAGGUUAUGCUGGACGAAAGCCAACUAUCUUGAAAGACUUGUUAAAAAGUGGACUUUCAAGUGAGGCAGAAGAUAAUAAUUCACCGGUGGUUGAAGCGAAAGAAAAGGAUAAAAUUGAAAAGAACGGUCAAAGUUCAAGAAAAACGGAACAUUUAGGUCAAAGGAUUCAAAUAAAGGAACUGACACCAAAAAAAUUAGGGAGUAACGAAAUUGAGGACAAUAUGAAAGAAGUGGAAGAAGACAUGAUUAUAGAUAUUGAAGGAAUAAGUGAAAUAAAUACACCGUUACAGAAUCAUUCUAAAAAUAAUUAUAGUAAAGAUGAUGAUAAUGUGUCCUCGUCUAUUGACGAAAAUGAAUUAUCAGCUCUUUCUUCGGAUCAGACGACACCAAUAGACGAUGGGAAAGUUCCCAAUACAAACGGUGAAAUUACAAAAGAGCAUAUAGAAGAGUUAAAUCAUAAUGAAGGGUUAUCAAGUACAAAAAAGAGACCUUCUUAUAUUCCUGAUUGGCUUCCACCAUUUCCCGAGAUUAAAUCACAUGAAGAAGAACCUGUAAAAGAGGAUCAAAAGGUGGAAAUCAAAGAAAAAACAAAAGAGUCAAGUGAAUUGACAGAAUCAACGAUUUCAAUAGAGGGGGGAACACCAAAACCUAUCGAUAAUAUGAUAACCAGUCAAGAAAGCAUACCGGAAAUUCAAAGAUCGAUUAGUAAAUCUGCCGAUUCAUAUGUUAAAAAUAGGCACUCCAAACAAAAACUCAAACGUCCACUCGCAUAUGUUGUACUAGACGAAUUAUUUGAGAAGGCACUUACAAGCGAGUCUAUACCCGGAGAGUUAUCAUUUGAUGCUUCAAGGAAAAAGCGUAAAAUUGUAGAAUUCGAUAGUUUGCUUUCGUUUGAAGAUUCAUUGUUUAGCGAACCUGAAAUCCCCGCGAUGGAUGACAAAGAUGCAAAGGAUCUAAUGGAAUCUUAUGGUUAUCCAUUGCGACUUAAUGAAUCACCAAUACAACGGCAUAAGCAUGUUGAAAUAACAUCAAAAGGUAACAUAGAUG
Molecule: messenger RNA, 2488 nt
Organism: Funneliformis mosseae
Lineage: Eukaryota; Fungi; Glomeromycota; Glomeromycetes; Glomerales; Glomeraceae
Source: the annotation of a GenBank genome assembly